Trifolium pratense (red clover) is the source of this 627-nucleotide messenger RNA. Its product is annotated as ataxin-10 homolog. The record is from RefSeq and is a predicted model, not a curated record. NCBI's taxonomy places the organism in Eukaryota, Viridiplantae, Streptophyta, Magnoliopsida, Fabales, Fabaceae. Bases 1 to 525 code for a protein of 174 amino acids. The transcript has a single exon. Gene Ontology annotation, cellular component: cytosol.
AUGUUGAGGGACAUCUGUGCUCAUGACAGUAUCCGAGGUGACGAAGAUGAUGCAAACAAUGUUGUCGAUGUGUUAUUGUCAUAUAGCCUCGUCGAGUUGCUUUUGAUUCUGCUUGGGGACCUUGAACCUCCGGCAAUAAUCAGGAAAGGAAUCAAACAAUCUGAUAAUCAAGACGGUGCUAAUUGUUCCUCGAAACCAUGCCCUUACAAGGGCUUUAGGAGAGACAUAGUUGCACUUGUUGGCAAUUGUGUGUAUAGAAGAAAUCAUGUACAAGAUGAAAUCAGGAGUAGGAAUGGAAUUCUACUGCUAUUGCAGCAGUGUGUUACCGAUGAAGACAAUCCUUACCUGAGAGAAUGGGGCUUAUGGUGUGUUAGGAAUAUAUUGGAGGGCAAUGAGGAAAAUCAAAAGGUAGUUGCUGAGUUGCAGCUGCAGGGAUCUGCUGAUGUGCCUGAAAUUUCUGCACUUGGUCUUCGAGUCGACAUUGAUCCAAAAACUAGGCGUGCAAAGCUUGUAAAUGUCCCAUGAAAUAACUAGGUUGUAUAAGCAUGUUAUUGUUAAGGUUUUUACCUGGUCUUUAUUUACUCGUACAAUGUCUUUAGUCUUUAUUUGGUUGGAUUUCAGUUUAGG